Molecule: messenger RNA, 449 nt
Organism: Naegleria gruberi
Lineage: Eukaryota; Heterolobosea; Eutetramitea; Acrasida; Naegleriidae
Exons: 1
Source: RefSeq, a predicted model, not a curated record
AUGUCACUCCGAGACACUAUGCGUGAAUAUAGAAAGGCCACUUUCACCAUCUUUGCAGGAAUUGGCCUCAUUAUCUUUGGUUUCAUCGUUGGAUUCGUCAGUAUUGCCCUGGGAGUCCUCUUCCUCUACACUCCAAGUGAUUAUUCGUAUUCGUCUUCCAAAUCCGAUUCUGAACUAUUUAAAUGGGCUGUGAGUGCUGGUGCAUUUGGAUUUUGUUGUAUCAUUGCUGGAUAUUCAAUGAUUGGAGGUGGAUGCAGAAUGUGUUUCUCAAGUUGUUCCGAAUGUUGUUCGAAUGGAUGUGGACGAAUGGAUUGCAGUGAUUUUGAGUGUUGUGAUUGUGGGUCAUGUUGCUCAGAUUAUUGUUGGAGUUUGGGAGAAAUGAUGAAGAGUUGUUGUGGAUGUUGUGUUGGAAAGGCAGCAGAGAAUCAAGUUUCGUAUAAUAUGGAUUC